AUGGCUGACCAUUCGGGCAACGCGCUGAAGCGGCCUCAUCCCGAGGAUGACGGCAGUAACACUCAGAAAAGGACCCGAUCAAACAAUGGGUCUCCUGCACCUGGUCAAGGAGGUCCUACCGCUGGGAAGGUUGAUAUCGAGAAGAUGGUCGCGGAGGCGCGAGCUAAAGCUGAAGCUGUGCGCGCUCGUCUACAGGCUGCUCGAGGCGGCGUGUCACCUGCAGUGCCUUCAACAGAGUCAAGUCCCAGCCCAGCACCACCGGCUAUGAGCCCCGCUAUGUCUAGGCUGGAGCAGAUGAAGGCGAGAGUAGCAGCAGCUACGAGUAGGGCUGGUGCAGCAGCGUCCCAACAGCGAACGAAUGCCCCGGCGCCGUCCUACCAACCCCCGAUGCUUGACGAUGAAGGCCUCUCGAAGGCUCGCGGUGGUCUGGACGUCGGACUUCAUCCAGCUCUACUUUCCGAUACGACGCCGAGUUUCCGUGGGGCCAAGGGUCGUCAACAGUCAAAGACGGGGAAUCGGCGCAUGGAUCCCAGCAAACAGCUCGACUUGUCCGGCCCAUCGAUCGAGGAAAUUAAGAACCAACCCUACUUCGACCCAAGCCUUGGCCCCAAGGCAACGGUAGCAAAGCCGCGCCAUUCUCGGCAACUUAUUUUCAAUGAGAAGGGCAAAUACAUCCAACAAGCCGCUGCGCUGCGUCGGCAGGCGCAGCUGGAGGCCAUGAAAAAGCGGAUCGCGGAGAAAGCAAGACAGGCUGGUAUUGAUGAAGAUUUGGACGUGGAGAAGUCAUACUUGGUACCAGCUCCCCCGGCUUUGGAAUGGUGGGAUGAAGGCUUGAUCAACGGUAGCGACUAUGCUGCCAUUGAUGACCCAGCAAACCUCAAGGUCGACACCCCCGACACCAUCAUUACCCGUUACGUCCAACACCCCAUCCUCCUCGAACCGCCUCAAGAGAGGCACAUGCCGACCCAGAAGCCGAUGUAUCUCACGCCGAAGGAACAAGCCAAGAUUCGUCGGCAGCGCCGCAUGGCAGAUUUAAAGGAACAACAAGCAAAGAUCAGGCUGGGAUUGGAGCCGGCACCGGCUCCCAAGGUCAAAAAGUCCAAUCUUAUGCGGGUUCUAGGUGAACAAGCUGUCAAAGAUCCUACGGCUGUGGAAGCCCGUGUCAACAGGGAGAUCGCAGAGCGGAAAGAGGCACACGAAAUUAUGAACGAGGAACGCAAGUUGACUCAGGAUCAACGACGUGAGAAACUUGCAGCCCAACAGGAGAAGGAUGCCGAACUAGGCAUUUAUGUAUCCGUCUACCGAAUCGACAACCUUGCUAGCGGCCGGAACCGCUUCAAGAUCAAUAAGAAUGCUGAGCAGAAUGCUCUGACCGGAAUCUGUGUCAUGCAUCCGAAGCUUAACCUGGUGAUUGUGGAGGGUGGCAAGCAUUCUAUUAACAAUUACCGGAAACUGAUGCUCAACCGAAUCGACUGGACCGACAACCCUGGUCCAGGAGUAUCAGAUGGAAAAGACGAAGGUCAGCCUAUUUGGCUGUCCACUGAGGAUGAAAAGGGUGAACUGCGGGAUUUUGGCAACAACACUUGCACACUUCUCUGGGAAGGCCAAGCGAAGACCCGGGUAUUUAGGAAAUGGCUGGGCGCCAGAAUCUGCGAGUCUGAUUCGGCGGCCAAAGACGUUUUGACCCGUUCCAAGAUGGAGAACUUCUGGGCUCUAGCAAAGAGCGCCAAGCCAGCUGAAUUUUGA
Molecule: messenger RNA, 1746 nt
Organism: Penicillium subrubescens
Lineage: Eukaryota; Fungi; Ascomycota; Eurotiomycetes; Eurotiales; Aspergillaceae
Product: U4/U6-U5 snRNP complex subunit PRP3
Exons: 1
Coding region: 1-1746 (581 amino acids)
Biological process (GO): mRNA splicing, via spliceosome
Cellular component (GO): U4/U6 x U5 tri-snRNP complex
Source: RefSeq, a predicted model, not a curated record